Molecule: messenger RNA, 4138 nt
Organism: Clupea harengus (Atlantic herring)
Lineage: Eukaryota; Metazoa; Chordata; Actinopteri; Clupeiformes; Clupeidae
Gene: sema6ba
Product: sema domain, transmembrane domain (TM), and cytoplasmic domain, (semaphorin) 6Ba
Biological process (GO): semaphorin-plexin signaling pathway; axon guidance; neural crest cell migration
Cellular component (GO): plasma membrane
Molecular function (GO): chemorepellent activity; semaphorin receptor binding
Source: RefSeq, a predicted model, not a curated record
GCGCGCGUAUAGGGUAAGGGAUUUGUCUCGCAUAUGGAGUAUCUGCCAAUGGUUUUGUCCUCACCUUCGUAUUGUAAUCAACUUGACCGUAUCCCGUUGCUGCGAUACAAUAAUUUGCAGAGACACACAAGGGCUUGUAGGAAUAUUGUUUUACAGUAUUCAGCACUACUCUAUUGAGAAAUAUAAUGAGAAUUAACUGAAGUAGAUCAUUUCCCCAUUGCGACCCACAGUGUGAAGACUGCACUGAUGCCCUAGCUUCCAUGUCAUGCAUGGCCUUACAAAUGACUGGAGACCGAAUAAAAUCACCAAAUAAAAUCAACACUGGAUUGGAGCGAUUUUGCAGAUUUUUAGGCGUGUGACCAUUCGCUUUGGUUCAGUGCAGCAGCGGAGCUUUUCAAGCCAUUCAACCACACCUAGCGUUCAUCCUUGGUAUUCACUUUGCAUCUGCACGGGUACUGAAGCUGCAGUCACUCUGUAGGUUCAGUGUGCAGUUCUGGUUGAAUGUCUUUAAAGGACAUCGUGUCUACGUCGCCAAGGGAGAACAUUCAGCACCGGGGCUCAAAACGGACAAAACGAUAAGCAGUUUGUCUCAAGGAUGUCACGCCAGCGCACAGAAUCGGUCUUUGGGAGAGACAGGUGCAGCGAAGAAAGGGAUUAAUGUACAAAAGGUUAACUGGAGUAUACCGACACCGACUAGACUUCUAAGAUUUCCUGCGCCCCGCGCCCAGCGCCCAGUUAUCAGUUCGAGGACAGCAUUUUGAAUUUGACUGAGGAACAUAAAACGAGGGCAUUAAACAUACCAGCUCUGGUGCCCCGGCUGCCAUGGCGACGCUCCGCUCCACUCUCACCGUGCUCCUGGGGCUUCUCCAGCUGGCCAGCGCCUCCUUUCCAGAGGAACCGGGUCCUCUGAUCUCCACCCCCGCUGAGGUGGCCAGACGCUAUCCUGUGUUUCUGGGUCGAGCCCAUCGCUCAUACGUGCGCCAGGAGCUUCUACACAUCCAGAGUGUCCUCAAAGUGAACCGCACCCUGUACAUCGGCGGCAGAGAUGACCUUUAUAGAGUUGAGCUAGACAACAUUGCAGGGGAUGAAAUGUUCUACAGCAAGAAGAGAACUUGGGAAUCCAACAGAAAUGACAUCCGCAUCUGCCGGAUGAAGGGCAAGCACGAGGAGGAAUGCCGUAAUUAUAUGAAGGUGCUUCUGAGCCAGUAUGGGGGACUGUUUGUAUGCGGGACCAACGCCUUCAAUCCUCUGUGUGCCAACUACACCAGGGACACUCUGGAGCUGGUGGGGGAGCCAAUUAGUGGGAUGGCACGCUGCCCAUAUGACCCCAAACAUGCCAAUGUGGCUCUGUUUGCAGAGGGGAGUCUCUUCACUGGCACAGUGACAGAUUUCUUGGCCAUCGAUGCUGUGAUCUACCGCAGCCUGGGGGACAGCCCAGCCCUGCGCACCGUCAAGCAUGACUCCAAAUGGUUCAGAGAGCCCUAUUUCGUGAGCGCAGUGGAGUGGGGUCCUCACAUCUACUUCUUCUUCAGGGAAAUGGCCAUGGAGUUUAACUACCUGGAGAAGGUGAUGGUGUCGCGGGUGGCUCGUGUGUGUAAGGGGGAUCUGGGCGGCUCCCAGCGCGUCCUGGAGAAGCAGUGGACGUCCUUCCUCAAGGCCCGGCUCAACUGCUCCAUCCCUGGGGACUCGCACUUCUACUUCAACCUGCUGCAGGCCACGAGCCCCGUCCUCAACCUCAACGGACGAGACGUCAUCCUGGGGGUCUUCUCCACCCCCGCCAACAGCAUUCCUGGCUCGGCCGUGUGUGCCUUUGACAUGCAGCAGCUGGCUCGGGUGUUUGAAGGGAGAUUCAAGGAGCAGAAGUCCCCAGAAUCCAUCUGGACACCUGUCCCCGAUGAGCUGGUCCCCAAACCGAGGCCUGGUGGGUGUGCUGUGCAGGGCUCCAGGUUCAGCUCCUCAAACUCUUUCCCAGAUGAGGUUCUGACCUUCAUUAAAACUCACCCCCUCAUGGACGAGGCCAUCCCCCUGUUGGGUCACAGACCCUGGAUCGUUAAGACCAUGGUCAGGUACCAGCUCAACACCAUGGUGGUCGACACAGAAGCCGGGCCGCAGAAGAACCGGACCGUGGUGUUCCUGGGCUCCACAAGAGGAACAGUUCUCAAAUUCUUAAUUGUUCCUAACAAGGACGAUCCAGGAUCCAACGGCAACAUCUUUCUUGAGGAGCUCGAGGGGUAUAACCCAGAGAGGUGUGGGGUUGACACUGUGCAGGCGCGGCAGCCCCUGUCUUUAACACUGGACCGGCCCAGCCACACCCUACUCAUGGCCUUCCAGUCUUGUCUGGUACGGCUGCCAGUGGCCCGCUGCCACCUACACUCCCGCUGCAUGAAAAACUGCAUUGCCUCCAGGGACCCAUACUGCGGCUGGACCAGAGGGAGCACUUGCUCUCUGCUCCGGCCAGGAACUCGCUUGCCCUUUGAGCAGGAUGUGGAGAACGGUAACACCACCCACCUUGGAGACUGCGAUGGUCUCUUAAGGGAGAGCUUCAUGGAUGAGCCUGAGAGUCUGGUAACUCUGAAUCUGCUGGUCGUGGCCGCAGUGUCGGCCUUCUCCACGGGGGCGGCGCUGUCGGGCCUGGCCGUGUGCUGGAUCAUGGGUCAGAAGCACCGACAGCGCUCCCGCAGCCGAGCGUCCGGCUCCGGCUCCCAGCGCAAGUCUGAGAAGGAGCCGCACGGCAUGCUGGGACCCAGCGGCGCCGGCUCGGUCAUCAGUGUGUCGCGUCACAGCGUGGGGACCACCGGAGAACGGCGCUCUCAGGGGGAGACGCUCUUCGUCAUGCCCAACGGCUGGGUGAAGGCCGGGGACCUGGACCCAGGGCUGCUGCCCACGCCGGAGCAGACGCCGCUGCAGCAGAAGAGGCCCCCGCCCGGCCUGCGCAUGUCCCAGUCCGGCUCCAGCUGGGACCAGAGCCAGAGCCAGAUCUACCUGAACUCGGUGGGGACUCAGUGCCCCCCGCCGGGGAGCGCCAUCUUCCUCAGCUCCAAGCUUCUGCACGGGGCAGGCGGUGGGAGCCGCCGGCUAGAUGACCACAACGACAGCAUGGAUCGCCAGACGUCCCGCUACGUCUCCCUGUCCAAGUACCGCGAGCAGAACCGGCCCGGAGCACCCCUGCGCAAGUCAGCCGGAGACUACAACUACCCCAUGACGCCGCAGGACUCGCCCGACCGCAGGAGAGUGGUGUCCGCCCCCAGCACCCAGGUGGAGUACGGCGAGCCCCUGCGCUGGACUCACGACGGCUACAUCAUCAGCAGCCACGGCAUGCCGCCUCCCUCCUCCGGCCACCACUACCCCGGCCCCCCGCACCCCCCAGGCAUGACCCGCUCCGUGCUGCACGGCUCCAGAGGACUGGCUGAGCUGGUGGACUACAGCCACCUCCUCAGCAAAGCAGGCGGCGAGCGCAGCACCAUGGGCCAGUGAAGGCUGAGGCAGUGGAGCCCUGCCCAGGUCCUCUGGCUUCAUCCAUCUCCAGCUGACUACCCUCCGGGAUAUCAGUCCGCUCUCUGAGCUUCCCUUCCCCUUCAAUCUGCAUUCCCAUGCCUGGCUGUUUCAGUUGGCUCUUAUUGUUGCCUAUUGUUCCCUAUCUCAUCCUCUCUGCUGCUCCCUCUGUCCGUAUCUCUCUGUGCCUGUGCCUGUGCCUGUGCCCUGUCUGGCUGGGAGGAGCUGGUUCUGACGAUCUGAUACUGCAGCACUGCCUAAGACUGAGUAAGCUAGGGAUUCACGCUCCAAAGCCGCUGCCACCACCCCACUGCAGGCCAGCCUGUGCUCAAGAGCCAGAGACUUCAGGAGCUCCACAUCACGACAGAAGACAGCGAACAUCAGUGAAUAGUCCAUCCCGGCGAGCCCGCCAUCCCUCUGUUACCAUAGCUCCACAUCCAUCCACUCAUGUUGGGCUCAAAAUGGCAGCUCUGCCCUUAGCAGGUGUGGAAGAGAGAUGUAAUAAACACGCCAGGCUGGAGGAUUCAGAGACGGAGGAGACGAGUGCCAAGGGACAUCCAUUUCUCCUGAAAUACAGCCAAUAGGGAACACUAUAACCCGCAAACACGUCUGAAUGUGAACGUGGAACCCGAACUCACAGUGACUU